Molecule: messenger RNA, 1767 nt
Organism: Mollisia scopiformis
Lineage: Eukaryota; Fungi; Ascomycota; Leotiomycetes; Helotiales; Mollisiaceae
Product: xanthine/uracil permease family protein-like protein
Exons: 7
Coding region: 1-1767 (588 amino acids)
Biological process (GO): transmembrane transport
Cellular component (GO): plasma membrane
Molecular function (GO): purine nucleobase transmembrane transporter activity
Source: RefSeq, a predicted model, not a curated record
AUGUCUUCAUUCAAGAACGCGGUCGGAGCUCUUGAUGAGAGGAUAUCCAAGUCUACGUUUGGGAGAGUUUUCCGUCUCGAUGGAUCUGGUCAUCCAAAAGAGCGGAAAGGCUCCAAGUUCGUCACGGAGAUUCGCGCGGGGUUGACGACUUUCUUUACCAUGGCAUAUAUUAUCGCUGUCAAUGCAAAUAUUCUCUCUCAGAGUGGUGGGACUUGUGUCUGCCCUGGUACAAAUCCAAACGAUACUAUGUGCAAUGUCGAUCCGGACUACAAUCAAUGCUUGCUAGCUGUCAAUCGUGAUCUUAUCACAGCAACGGCUGCUAUCUCUGGCAUCAGCUCCAUUGCUUUUGGCUUCCUCACCAACCUUCCUGUCGCAUUGGCCCCUGGCAUGGGCCUCAAUGCUUACUUCACCUACCAAGUCGUCGGAUAUCACGGCACUGGUAGUGUAUCUUAUCAACUUGCUCUCACAGCCGUCUUCGUUGAAGGCUUCGUCUUCGUCUUUCUCUCUCUUAUCGGCAUGCGCCAGUGGCUCGUCAAGGUCAUUCCGUCCUCAGUCAAGGUUGCAAGUGGUGUUGGAAUAGGCAUGUUCUUAACUGAAAUUGGCAUGUCGUAUUCUGGCAUCGGACUUAUCACUGGCGCUGUUGAUACACCGACAGAUAUUGGUGGUUGUCCUCCGCAGUAUCUGGAUCCAGGUUCUGGAGCGUGUACAAGUCAUAAGAUGACCAAUCCGACUCUAUGGAUUGGGGUCAUUUGUGGCGGUGUUCUGACUUCGUACCUCAUGGCAUAUCGCGUCAAAUCAGCAAUCAUGAUCGGAAUCACAGUCGUCUCCAUCAUGUCAUGGCCUCGCGAUACAACCUUUACCUACUUCCCUCACACUGCCGAAGGCGAUGAAAUGUUCGCAUUCUUCAAGAAGGUCGUCGACUUCCACCCCAUAACACAUAUCCUCGCUGUUCAAGACUGGGAUGUCAGAGGAGCAGGCUCUCACUUCGCACUCGCUCUCUUCACCUUUCUCUACGUCGAUAUCGUCGAUGCCACCGCAACUCUAUACUCGAUGGCCCGCUUCUCUGGCGUCGUCGACCCCGAAACUGGCGACUUUCCUCGCUCAACACUCGCAUACUGCACAGACGCAAUCUCCAUUUCCAUCGGCAGCCUCUUUGGGUGCUCACCCGUCACAGCUUUCAUCGAGUCAGGAGCAGGUAUCACAGAAGGCGGCCGAACAGGACUCACUGCCAUAACAACCGGCACCUGCUUCCUGAUCUCCAUCUUCUUCGCCCCGAUCUUCGCAUCUAUCCCUCCCUGGGCCACGGGCUGCACCCUCAUCCUCGUGGGCUGCAUGAUGAUGCGCCAAGUCACCGCGGUAAACUGGUCCUUCAUCGGCGACGCUCUCCCGGCUUUCGUAACCAUCGUCUCGAUGCCGUUCACGUACUCCGUGGCAUACGGUCUCAUCGCUGGUCUGUUCACCUACACGAUCCUCAAUGGAUUGAUUUAUAUCACGAAGAAGGUCUCGGGAGGGAGGAUUCAACCCCCAGAUGCGGAUCUGAAGGAGUAUUGGACGUAUAAACCGGGUUUGAGCCAGAGCUUGCCGUGGUUUGUUCGGGUGGUAGAGCAGAGGAGGUGGUUUACGGGGAGGGAUGGGGUGUAUGUUGAGGCGGAGGAGGGGAGAGAGGGGAGUUUGGGUGCGAGUGAGAAGGAGUUGGUGGAGGGAGUGAAUACUGGGAGGAAGGAGAAGGGGAAGGGUGUUGUUGUUGUUGGGGAGAGGUUUGCUUAA